This is a messenger RNA of Branchiostoma floridae (Florida lancelet), 2720 nucleotides long. Its product is annotated as polycomb group RING finger protein 6-like. NCBI's taxonomy places the organism in Eukaryota, Metazoa, Chordata, Leptocardii, Amphioxiformes, Branchiostomatidae. Gene Ontology annotation, molecular function: promoter-specific chromatin binding. Gene Ontology annotation, biological process: negative regulation of transcription by RNA polymerase II. The coding region runs from base 181 to 951 and encodes 256 amino acids. The transcript has 6 exons. The record is from RefSeq and is a predicted model, not a curated record. Gene Ontology annotation, cellular component: PRC1 complex.
UCUAAACGUUGACCUUUGACCUCUCGUGGACGCGAUGGCGGCAACGUGACCGGUGGGUGUGUUCGGAUUCUAUUCCGGGGAAAUAUCUUCAAUUUUGGACCAAAUUUCCCGAUUCUUCCGCACUUACACGGAGACUCUUUGACCCCUAAAUGCUUCCGGAACAAGCAGAGGCGGUAAAAGAUGGAGGAUUGUGAAUCCAUUUUGAAAUUUAUGGCGGAAGACUUGCAGCCGAAGAAAGUGCGGCUGAUUGACCUGAAUCCGUACAUCGUGUGUCGUCUGUGUGGAGGUUAUCUAAUUGAUGCCACCACCAUCACUGAGUGCCUGCAUCCCUUCUGUCACAGCUGUCUACUCAAACACCUGGACUUCAGUAAUAGGUGUCCUACCUGUAACGUCAUUAUCCACGAAACCAACCCCCUGUACAACAUCCGGCCUGACAGGACUCUGCAGGACAUCAUAUACAAGCUUCUUCCAGCCCUUGAGGAGGAUGAAAAGAAGAGGGAGAAGACAUUCUACGAGGAGAGAGGGAUAGAAUACCCGCUCCGGCCUCCUACACCGCCACCUCCCCCUCCUAAGCCAAUCAGAAAACCCCUCGCCCAAAAGUCCACCAAUCAGGAGCCUUCGUACGAGGACUCACAGGUGUCCCUUUUGUUGGAGUUUUCUGGUACAAACCCCGGCGUGGCUUCCCAGAUUAAACCCCUGAAAAAGAAGUAUGUGCGGGUUUCGAACCAGGCGACCGUGGGCCACGUGCAGAAGUUCCUGCUGAAGAAACUGGAGUUGGAUUCAGACACUUUCCAGGUUGAUGUGCUGUGUAACGAUGAGGUGAUCGACCGAGGCCUGACUCUCCAGACAGUGGAAGAGAUUCUGGCUCAGAAGGUGGACGGGCUCAUUGUGCUGCACUACAGGGUGGGGAAGUACUCCCCUGUGUCUGGGGAUCACACCAGAGACUUCUGAACCUUAAUUAUCGCACUGAAAAAUUCGUUCAGAUCCAUAUAUACCUGGACUGGUUGUUCAUAAAGUUUGAACCAGGAACAGUUGUUUUUACAUGAAGCAAGCUUAAGCUGCAUUGCUGGGUUACUGCAAGUCUUGAGAGUUUUGAACCUUUCUAAGAAGUGCUACAUAUAGGAGAAUCUGUACAAAUCUGGAUCUGGAUCUCUAGUGUUUAAGGUUCUGUGACUUCUGAACUUUGUCACCUGAAAGGAUUGGUAGCCACCCCUGGCUUUCCAGGACUCCAAGAACUUCUGAAGUUGUGAACUGUACAAUUUUAGCCAGAAGCGAAUGGCUUAUAUUGCUGGCUUACCAGAAAUCAAGUACAUGUACAUUGUAUCUUCAGGAAUCCUGUCAUUUUGGAUUUUGGAGAAUUUGCACAUUGUACUGUUCUUGACACAAACACAACAAUACCAACUGUUAUUGGUUGUAUACUUGCACAUUAAGUACUACAGAUACAUGUAUUCAUGUAGCUCUACACAUAAACAAUCUAUGUAGGUCCCAAUAGGAUGAGUAUAGUAUUUGGAUCACUAAUGCAAGUGAGAGAGAGCACUUGACAAAGAGCGAAUGUAAAGUAACAAAGGAGAGAUUUUGUGACGCUAGAUCCUCAGGGUUGAAAAAAAGCCUUGUACAUAGCCUUAAAGCCCUGGAGUCCUUGCACAGGAGCUGCUUGCAUUACUGUAUUUGUAGCUGUAUACUCUGCUGCUACACUUAGGCCUGGCCAAUUUAAUUUCUUGGGUCUUGAAUUCACCCGUUUAUUUUCUUCAAAAGUCUGUCCUUUCAGAUAUAUUGAUGUAUCUAUAAUUGUAUAAGCUACAUGCUCCAUGGAUAUUUUCAUGCAUUUACAGAAUACUUAAUGACUUUUGUAUGUCUCUUCCAAAGUACAUUGUAGAAGUAUGGCAUUGGCAACAGACUUUUCUGUUUUUAUCUCAAUUUUGCCUACUUGCUACAUUUUUUUUUCAAAUUAAGAACCGAGACAUGACGACUGUGUGGCCUCCUAUAGAUGUACUAUAUAUACUAUAUUUGCACUGUAAGGGUAACAAAGACAAGGCUUGGACAUACUGUAGGAAAGGCGUGCAAAGCAAGUUAAGUUCAUUUGUGUUAUAAGGUAAGUUUUACUUGUGAUAGACACGCAAACAUCUGUAUAUAUUUGUGAACAUCAGUAUCGCUGCAAUGUUUUGUUUUUUUGUUUGUGAAAUUGUGACAUCUAAUGUUAAAUGCAUUUAUAUAUCCCAAAGCAAGUUGUAAAAUGCAACAAUACUGACAAACAAUUCUAAGGGUUCAAUAGUCCCUAGCAAAUACAGCAGUUUACUUUGGAUUUAUCAGCUAUAAACAUUUUAACAAAAAUGAAAUUUUUCAUCAAGAAGUUGGAAUACAUGAAAGUCAUGUAACUGUUGUAAAAGUUGUUUUCUUUAAUUUUAUUUCCUAGUCAAUUGGCAAUGCAGUGUUGUAACGUCCCAAAAUUUCAGCAGGUACCACACUGAAAUAUUGACAUUAAAGGGUACGAUACAAUUGUAUUUUUAUGAAAAAAGAAAGACCACAUGUAUGUAUGGCUGAUAGUAAAAGAAAUGCACUACAUGUACAUGUGUGACUGAAAUAAAUGCCUGGAAGCAGUUACUGUAAUAUAUGCAUUUAAUGAAUGAGUGUAUUUCCCUGUACAAAAUGAUAUGGAAAGAAAGAUAUUGAAGACUCUAUCAUCAAGUGCUCAAGUUUAUAUUCAGUUUAUACGUUAUAUA